Molecule: messenger RNA, 1357 nt
Organism: Brassica oleracea var. oleracea
Lineage: Eukaryota; Viridiplantae; Streptophyta; Magnoliopsida; Brassicales; Brassicaceae
Product: protein disulfide-isomerase like 2-1
Exons: 11
Coding region: 89-1174 (361 amino acids)
Biological process (GO): protein folding
Cellular component (GO): endoplasmic reticulum
Molecular function (GO): protein disulfide isomerase activity
Source: RefSeq, a predicted model, not a curated record
CUUCUUCUCUAAGGGAAACGUUUUUAAUACCAGAGCGCACUUCUACCAAAUAUCUCAGCUAACUCCAACGUACGUGAAAGAAGGAAGAAUGGCGAAAUCUCAGAUCUGGUUUGGUUUAGCCUUAGUCGCGUUGCUGGUGGUGUCAGCUGUAGCGGACGAUGUGGUUGUGUUGACGGAGGAUAGCUUUGAGAAGGAGGUUGGUAAAGAUAAAGGAGCCCUCGUCGAGUUUUACGCUCCCUGGUGUGGGCACUGCAAGAAACUAGCUCCAGAGUAUGAAAAGCUUGCUGCAAGCUUCAAGAAAGCCAAGUCUGUCUUGAUUGCUAAGGUGGAUUGUGAUGAGCAUAAGACUGUCUGCACUAAGUAUGAUGUUAGUGGAUAUCCCACUAUUAAGUGGUUUCCUAAAGGCUCUCUUGAACCCCAAAAGUACGAGGGUCCACGUAAUGCUGAAGCUUUGGCUGAAUUUGUCAACAAGGAAGGAGGUACCAACGUCAAAUUGGCUGCAGUUCCACAAUAUGUAGUUGUGUUAACACCUGAUAACUUCGAUGAGAUUGUACUGGAUCAGAACAAAGAUGUCUUGGUCGAGUUUUAUGCCCCAUGGUGCGGCCACUGCAAGUCCCUCGCUCCUGUAUAUGAAAAGGUAGCCACGGUGUUUAAGCAGGAAGAAGGUGUAGUCAUCGCCAACUUGGAUGCUGAUGCACACAAAAGCCUUGGCGAGAAGUAUGGAGUAAGUGGAUUCCCAACAUUAAAGUUCUUCCCAAAGGACAACAAAGCCGGUCAGGAUUAUGACGGUGGAAGGGACUUGGAUGACUUUGUAAGCUUCAUCAAUGAUAAAGUUGGGACCAGCAGAGACAGUAAAGGGCAGCUUACUUCAAAGGCUGGUGUAGUUGAAAGCUUAGAUGCGUUGGUAAAGGAGCUAGUUGCAGCUAGUGAAGAUGAGAAGAAGGCAGUCUUGUCUCGCAUUGAAGAGGAAGCUAGUAACCUUAAGGGCUCCACAGCAAGGUAUGGAAAGCUUUACUCGUCACUCGCAAAGAAGUACAUAGAAAAAGGGUCAGGCUAUGCUACAAAAGAAGCUGAGCGGCUUGGACGCGUCCUCAGCAAGUCGAUGAGUCCGGUGAAAGCUGAUGAGUUGACUCUCAAGAGAAACAUUCUGAACACGUUCGUUGCUUCUUCUUAGAAGCCAAACGAUUGAAGAAUAGGAGUCGUCGAUAGACUUUAUAUAACUGAUUUGAACCUGCUGUUUAUGAGGUUUUAUGUCUGUCUGUCAAGAUUUGUGUUCUGGUUAAUUCUGAAACUCUUUUGAACCAAGUUUCUCGGUCUUUCGUACGAUAAUCAUAAAAAGAACUUGUUUUUGCUUUCU